CUCUAGUAUGUAAACGAAACGAAAAAAAGAACUAGCAAGCAAAAAGCAACAAAUUCUUUUUUUUUCUCCAAUUAAAGAAAGAAGAAAAAGAAUCUUGUAUUAUUUAUUUAUUUUAUAGACAUUUCUACGUAUUGUAUUUGUGUUUUAAGAAUGUUUGUUAAGUCAGCAUCUCCCUUCAUUUACAUUUAAUACGUGACCGUGUACGAAGAAACUUUUUUUAGACGCUUUCAGACACCAUCAAUACUCAAUAGUACACAGCUUAUGGAUGACGGUGCCAUUGAUAAUAAAUAAUCGAAAAGCGGCCAGCAGUAGUAAUACUAUCACCAUGAACGGACGUAGCAUAAAAGUUCAUCGUGUACCGGCCACGAUUGCAGCUAUUCUAGUAUUAUGUUUCCUCUUUUAUGUUUUUGGUGGUUCCGAGGAACAACGUCCAGCUAUGUAUGGCAUGUUAAGGAAUCAAAAUAAAGUAAAUAUGCGUAAACUGUUAAUUGGCGCCAUACAGGCUGCUCAGCGGGGAGGUAUGGAGAUAUUGGAAGUGGCCAAGUCUAGAAAUUUAAAGGAGAAAAGUAAAGGUAAAACGGAUGAGGGAGCCAAUGAUCCUUUUACCGAUGCCGAUGGCCGGUCGCAUUGUGUUAUGAAACAGGGUUUACAUCGUAUCUUUCCACGUGUCACUAUCUUUUCGGAAGAAGAUAAGGAAAGUUGUGCCGAGGCGAAUACUUUCGAUUUGGAUCCAACGGUUUUACAUGAAACUGCAGAAAUACCCGAUGAAUUGGUGAACAUAAAAGAUGUUACCGUAUGGAUAGAUCCUUUGGAUGCUACACAGGAGUUUACAGAACAAUUGUAUGAAUAUGUUACCACCAUGGUGUGUGUGGCUGUGGCAGGUAAACCUGUAAUUGGUGUUAUACACAGUCCUUUUAUAGGACAAACCGCCUGGGCUUGGGUGGAUCACUCCAUGUCAGAAUAUCUUUCCUCCAUACAUCCAGAUGUCCCCAAUGUAGAUCAUCCCAUCAUUACAGUGUCACGCUCCCAUGCAGGCGAUGUCAAAGACUUAACACGUUCGGUGUUUGGUGAAAAUUCCAAUAUUCUAACAGCAGCUGGUGCUGGUUAUAAGGUUUUACAAGUAGUGGCCAAUAAUGCCACCGCUUAUUUGCAUUCAACUAAAAUUAAGAAAUGGGAUAUAUGUGCUGGUGAUGCUAUUCUAAGGGCUCUAGGUGGUACCAUGACCGAUUUAGAUGACAACCUUAUAGACUAUGGACCCAAUGAGUCACCAGUUAAUGCUCGUGGUUUAUUGGCUACCAUUGUUAAUCAUGAGGAGUAUAUUGAUAAAUUAAUGAAUUAUCGCAACACACACAAUAGUAGUAAGCAUCGUAGAUAGUAUAAUUAAUAAACUAAAAAGAGAAUCUCUUAAAAACUACGACUUAAAAUUUUAAGGCUUUAAAGAAAGAAAGAAUAACUACCACAUAAAUACUUACUAUUUAAUGGACGAAAUUAGUUAAUAAGUUAAUGGAAAAGUAAAGAAAUUAAAACUUCCAAAAAAACAUUUAAAA
Messenger RNA from Lucilia cuprina (Australian sheep blowfly), 1547 nucleotides. Its product is annotated as putative inositol monophosphatase 3. Gene Ontology annotation, molecular function: 3'-nucleotidase activity. The record is from RefSeq and is a predicted model, not a curated record. Gene Ontology annotation, biological process: phosphatidylinositol phosphate biosynthetic process. The transcript is spliced from 2 exons. Bases 266 to 1375 code for a protein of 369 amino acids. Gene Ontology annotation, cellular component: endomembrane system. NCBI's taxonomy places the organism in Eukaryota, Metazoa, Arthropoda, Insecta, Diptera, Calliphoridae.